UUGCUUAAAAUCUUUACGUUUUCUUGUUAUUGACGAAGCUGAUCGUAUAAUGGACGCUGUUUUUCAAAAUUGGCUAUAUCAUUUGGAUGAACAUGUGCGUGCCACUUCGGAUCAGUUACUGUCGGGACGCGCCGCGCCUCUCUGUUAUCGCGAGUUAGAAAUAAGUUGCGCCACACAACCGCAUAAGUUGUUAUUCUCGGCUACGCUUUCGCAAGAUCCGGAAAAAUUACAGAACUUAAGAUUGUUCCAACCUAAAUUAUUCACAUCGGUGCUUGCUAACUUGUCAGAAUUGCAAGAGAAGUUCGCAGAUGCAAUAAACAUUGAACAGCAAGAUAAUCAACUGAAUCGUGGUGAAUUCAUAGGAAAAUAUACAACACCAGCUGAGCUGACGGAACGCUAUUGUAUCACAGAGAAUCGCAUAAAACCAUUGACGCUGUUUGCCUUAAUCAAUGAAAAUGAAUGGACAAAAUUCCUUUGUUUCACGAACAGUGCUGACGCCUCGAGCAGAUUAGCUUUCGUUUUAAAUGCGUUAUUUAAUGAAAAACUGAUCAUACGUGACUUGAGCGCUUCCAUAAGCCCGAAGGAAAGAACUAAUGUUUUAAGUCAAUUCGCACGUGGACGCGUGCAUGGGCUUGUAUGUUCUGAUGCCCUAGCUCGUGGUAUUGAUUUAGCCAAUGUAGAUGUAGUCAUUUCCUAUGAUUUACCGCGACACAUCAAAACCUAUAUACAUCGUAUUGGUCGUACAGCGCGUGCGGGUAGUCUGGGUACAGCGAUAACAAUACUAAACCAAAAGGAGCUGCUACAAUUCAAUCACAUUCUCGGCGAGGUGGGUAAAGUGUUAACAAAUGAAAUUACCGUUACCAGCGAUCAUGAGACGGAAUAUGCCAAGGCCUACACUUUAGCGCUGCAGGCACUGCGUAAGAAGCUUGAACAAGACAAACGCACAGAAAUAUUGCGAAAAGAGCGCGCCAAGGAUAAAGCAAAAUUGGCAACUAAAGAUCCAUCGAAAAUGUCGGUUAUGGAAAAAUUGCAGUUGCAGGCUACGAUGCAGGUUAGGGAUAUUGAAGGCGAUAAUCAAGAACCCAAAAAGCACCAGAAAAACAAUCAAAAAGAUAAAUUGAUUAAGCGUAAGAAGUUUAAUGCGAGCGCUGGAAAACAUAAAGAAAUACAAAAAUAAAGUGGCUUACAAACAAUUUACAUAUUAA
Molecule: messenger RNA, 1205 nt
Organism: Rhagoletis pomonella (apple maggot)
Lineage: Eukaryota; Metazoa; Arthropoda; Insecta; Diptera; Tephritidae
Product: probable ATP-dependent RNA helicase Dbp73D
Exons: 4
Coding region: 50-1177 (375 amino acids)
Cellular component (GO): nucleus
Source: RefSeq, a predicted model, not a curated record